Messenger RNA from Microplitis demolitor, 3364 nucleotides. Its product is annotated as 1-phosphatidylinositol 4,5-bisphosphate phosphodiesterase. Lineage: Eukaryota; Metazoa; Arthropoda; Insecta; Hymenoptera; Braconidae. Gene Ontology annotation, molecular function: calcium ion binding; phosphatidylinositol-4,5-bisphosphate phospholipase C activity. The record is from RefSeq and is a predicted model, not a curated record. Gene Ontology annotation, biological process: lipid metabolic process; phosphatidylinositol-mediated signaling. The transcript has 17 exons.
AUGACAAAGAAAUUUGAAUAUAAUUGGCGUAUUGACGUCCCGGAUUAUUUACAAACCGGCGGCACAUUUGAUCGUUGGUUUGAAGAUAAAGAUAAUACGGAAUUUGAAGCCAGUUGUUUGUUUAAAGUUGACGAGUAUGGUUUUUUUAUGUAUUGGAAAAGUGAGGGCAAGGACGGUGAUGUUAUAGAACUGGCUCAAGUGUGUGAUAUUCGAUACGGUGGUACGCCGAAAGAUCCAAAACUUUGCAAUAAAUUGAGUAAACACGGAACUACUGAACAACUGAACGAUAAGAGUUUAACAAUAUGCUCUGGUCUUGAUUACACAAAUAUUGUUUAUCAGCAUAUUGUUUUGGAAAAUCCCGAACAGGCCAAACAAUGGCAAGCAGGUUUGAGAGCUAUUACGCACAAUACUAAAGCUAGUAAUGUUUGCCCAACGACUCAAUUAAUGAAACAUUGGAUGAGAUUAUGUUUUACAGUAGACCCAAAAGGAAAAGUACCUGUCAAAGUUAUUGCAAAAACUUUUGCGUCUGGAAAAACUGAAAAACUAGUGUAUCAAUCAUUAUCUGAAAUGGGAUUGCCUAAUGGAAAAAAUGAUAAAAUGGAAAAAGAAGCAUUUACUUUAGAAAAAUUUACAAAACUCUAUCAUAAUCUCUGCCCAAGAAAUGAUAUUGAAGAAUUAUUUCAAUCAAUAACAAAAGGGCGUGCUGAGACAAUAAGUUUAUCACAAUUUGUACAAUUUAUGAAUGAAAAACAACGUGAUCCGACGCUUAACGAAAUUCUUUACCCGCUUUACAGCGAAAAUCGUUGCUCAGAGAUAAUUAAUGACUAUGAAUUAGAUGAAACAAACAAAGCAGCUAAAAAAUUAUCAAAAGAUGGUUUUAUACGUUAUCUAAUGAGCGACGAGAAUGCGCCAGUAUUUUUAGAUAAACUGGAAGAGUGGAUGGACAUGGAUCAACCACUAUCACAUUACUAUAUAAAUUCCAGUCAUAAUACUUAUCUAAGUGGUCGUCAAAUCGGUGGUAAAAGCACUGUUGAAAUGUACAGACAAGUUCUUUUAGCUGGAUGCAGAUGCGUUGAAUUAGAUUGUUGGGAUGGUAAAGGUGAAGAUGAAGAGCCAAUAAUAACUCAUGGUAAAGCCAUGUGCACGGAUAUUCUUUUUAAAGAUGUAAUUGUAGCUCUACGUGAUUGCGCAUUUGUCACCAGUGAAUAUCCUGUGAUAUUAAGUUUUGAAAAUCACUGCUGUCUUAAACAACAAUAUAAAUUAGCUAAAUAUUGUGAUGACAUAUUGGGAGAUUUAUUAUUAAAAGAACCACUUAAAGAUUAUCCAUUAGAACCAGGACAUCCAUUGCCACCACCAAGUGCAUUAAAACGAAAAAUAUUAAUUAAAAAUAAACGUCUGAAACCAGAAGUUGAAAAAGUUGAAUUGGAAUUAUUUUUAUCUGGUAAUUAUGAAGCUAAAGAUGAAACUGUUGAAGAUCCAAAUGCUCCACCUUCAGAAACACCAAAAGAACCAGAACCAGCAGCUCCUGCACCUGGUGGUGACGCACCUCCUGGUGAAGGUGGCGAAGGUGGUGAACAAGUUGCUAUUGCCUAUACUGGAAGUUCUAUGGCUUGUCAUCCGUGGCUUUCGUCAAUGAUUAAUUAUGCCCAGCCAAUUAAAUUUCAAGGCUUUGAUAAAGCUGAACGUAAAUAUAAAAUAUUUUAAUUAAUGAUAAUUAUUGUAGAAAAAAAUAUUCAUCAUAACAUGUCGUCAUUCUCGGAGACAGCGGCGCUAAAUUAUUUGAAAACGUCCGCUGUUGAAUUUGUUAAUUACAACAAACGCCAGAUGAGUAGGAUUUAUCCAAAAGGAACUAGAGCUGACUCAUCAAACUAUAUGCCUCAAGUGUUUUGGAAUGCCGGCUGUCAGAUGGUCGCGUUGAAUUUUCAAACUCCCGAUUUACCCAUGCAAUUGAAUCAAGGAAAGUUUGAAUUUAAUAACACAACGGGUUACUUGUUAAAACCGGAGUUUAUGAGACGAUCUGACAAGAGUUUUGAUCCAUUUGCUGAGGGUGUUGAUGGUGUUAUUGCUAUUUCAUGUUCUGUCCGAGUAAUUGCUGGACAAUUUUUAUCAGAUAAAAAAGUUGGUACAUAUGUUGAAGUUGAUAUGUAUGGUUUACCUGCUGAUACUAUUAAAAAAGAAUUUAGAACACGUAUGGUACCAGCUAAUGGAUUAAAUCCAGUCUACAAUGAAGAGCCAUUUGCAUUUCGUAAAGUUGUAUUACCUGACUUAGCUGUACUGAGAUUUGGUGUUUAUGAUGAAAGUGGAAAAUUAUUAGGCCAAAGAAUAUUACCACUAGAUGGUCUUCAAGCAGGAUAUCGUCAUAUAUCAUUAAAAACAGAAGCUAAUUUUCCUAUGGCACUUCCGAUGUUAUUCUGUUGCAUUGAAAUAUCUAUUUAUGUACCAGAUGGCUUCGGAGAUUUUAUGGCAAUGUUAUCGGAUCCUGGUGCAUUUGGAAAGGCUGCCGAGAAACAGGCGGAAAAUAUGAAAGCUAUGGGUAUUGAACAGACAGACGAAAAGAAACCUAAGAAAGAAGAAGGCCCCAAGUGGGAGGAGUUUAAACCAGAACCAUUGACGAUAGAUUUAUUACGUAGAGAUAAAUCAUACAAAGCUGGUAAGAAACAAAAUAAAGAGUUGGAUACUUUGAGAAAAAAACACAUGAAGGAGAGACAAACGAUGCAAAAAAAUCAUUGCGCGGCUAUAGAUAAAUUAAUUAAAGGCAAAGACAAGAGCGCGGUGAUGGGUGAUGACAAUGUAAAGAAAUUAGUUAAAGAACAGACGGCUCAGUGGUCGGCGAUGAUGGAAAAGCAACGGAAAGAAGAAUGGGAACUACAUAAAGUUCACGUUCAAGCUGGUAAAGAUGAAUUUAAAAGAGUUAUGGAAGCCGUUCAAGCACAGCAAGUUAAACAAUUGCAAAUAAAACAAGACAAAGAUACAAAAGAAUUAAAUGCAAAUCAAGCCAAAGUAUCAGGAGAGACUGCAAAAGAAGUGAUGAAUGACAAAGCCUUAAAAACUAAAGGAGACAAGGAACGUAGGCUUCGUGAAAAAAAGCAAAAUAAUAUUAAAAAAUUUACCGAAGAAAGAAAAACACUUGGAAUAAAACAAGGAAGAGAAUCGGAAAAAUUAAAAAUUAAUCAUGAAAAAGCACUCGCUGAUGUUGAAAAAACAGUUGAAUUGACGCUGGAACGUUAUAAAUUAGAUGCUAUGGAGUAUGACAUUUCAUCAAAGACAGAGUUCUACGUAUAAUUAAACAUGAUUAAAAGUAAUAGUGUAAGUUUAUCUAUGUUAAUAAGUGAUUCAUUCACUUGAAGAUAUACAAAUAUAUAUA